AUGUAUGUUGUUAGAAAAGACGGCGUGGGUAUGAUCUCAGACCGACAUGAGUCAAUACGGGCAGUAGUAAAUCGUUCCGGUGGCGACUGGCAACCUCCAAGAGCAUGGUGGAUGUUUUGUAUAAGACACAUCGGCAGUAACUUCUCAAGGGCAUUUAAAGUCCUUCAUUUGCAAAAGCUUGUUGUCAACAUAGGGUAUUCAAGAACGGUGGAGGAGUACAAUAUGAACUAUAAGAGGUUGGAAGAGCGAGGCGAGGCAUAUGCCAGGUGGUGCGAUGCCAUUGGACUCAGACAUUGGGUAUUGGCAUUCGACGAGGGACAUCGAUGGGGCCAUAUCACAACAAACCUUGUCGAGUGCAUUAACUCAGUGUUGAAGGGUGCCCGUAAUCUACUUGUGUUGGCGCUGGUCCGAGCAACAUAUUAUAGGUUAAAUGAACUUUUUACGUGGAAGAGUGCCGAGACUCACGAACGCAAGCGUGCUGGAUAUACGUACUCCGCAUUUGCGCAACAGCGGAUAGAAGCAAGUAUGCAACAGGCUGGGAAUAUAGUUGUGCACCGCUUUGAUAGACGAAAUGAGGUGUUUGAGGUGCGCGAAAUGACUACUGGAAAGGUGCUAGUUGUUGAUCUUGCACGACAGACGUGUGACUGUGGGCACUUUCAGGUUGAACGAAUACCAUGUCGCCAUGUUAUUGCUUGCUGUGCUAACCAGCGUCUCGAUUGGCAGUUGUAUGUGCAUGAUGUGUACAAGAUGACAGAGGUUUGUAAAGUAUAUAGGUUUGAGUUUACACCAUUAGGUGAUCCCGAUACAUGGCCUGCUUAUGAGGGACCCACAUUGGUCGCUAAUCCCACACAGAGGCGAACGUCUAAAGCCAGGCCCAAACUGAUCCGAUACUUGAAUGAAAUGGACUCACGCGACAUGCGUGGUCCUCGGAUAUGCCGUCUCUAUGGUGCUCAGGGUCAUAGUCGGAGUAGGUGUCCUCAGUGUGCUGGACCGAGUGGUGCUGGUUCGUAG
Molecule: messenger RNA, 1011 nt
Organism: Arachis duranensis
Lineage: Eukaryota; Viridiplantae; Streptophyta; Magnoliopsida; Fabales; Fabaceae
Exons: 1
Coding region: 1-1011 (336 amino acids)
Molecular function (GO): zinc ion binding
Source: RefSeq, a predicted model, not a curated record